GACCAAUGUAUUCGUCCCGCCCACCCUAGCGCUUACACACAACAUGGGUGAUAGAAAGGCUGUUAUCAAGAAUGCUGACAUGACUGCCGAAAUGCAAGAUAUUGCUGUGAACACAGCCGCCUAUGGGCUUGACAAUUUCAAUGUGGAAAAGGAUGUCGCCGCCCAUUUGAAGAAGGAGUUCGAUAGAAGAUUCGGUCCGACGUGGCACUGCAUCGUGGGGAAGAAUUUUGGCAGCUACGUUACACACGAAGCGCAGAAUUUUAUUUAUUUUUAUCUUCAAGAUCGUGCAUUUCUCUUGUUCAAGUCGGGAUAGAUAUAUCUUGUUUUUGAGGAAACUUUGUUGAAAAUUACUCCGUAU
Opisthorchis viverrini is the source of this 358-nucleotide messenger RNA. RefSeq lists its product as hypothetical. Gene Ontology annotation, cellular component: cytoplasmic dynein complex. The transcript is spliced from 2 exons. The coding region runs from base 44 to 313 and encodes 89 amino acids. NCBI's taxonomy places the organism in Eukaryota, Metazoa, Platyhelminthes, Trematoda, Opisthorchiida, Opisthorchiidae. The record is from RefSeq and is a predicted model, not a curated record. Gene Ontology annotation, biological process: microtubule-based process; cilium assembly. Gene Ontology annotation, molecular function: dynein light intermediate chain binding; dynein intermediate chain binding.